ACAGAGUCUCUUUCGGACCCCUCCGUACAGCAGUUGGUUCGCGAUGGGUUCGAAAUCGCGACGUAGGACCCGGUCCAGGUCCAGAAGUCUGGGUAGAGAACGACGAAACAAGGCUAAAACGAGCAGAUCCCGGUCUCCGGAGGAGAGGAGAGGCCGCAGCAGGUCUCCGGACGCCAGGAGAGCCGCCCGUGGACGGACCAGAUCCAGCAGCCGCGGCGGCGGCAGCAGCAGCAGCGGGGCCUCAAAUCAUGGAUCCCCGGUCCGCCGUCGGCCUCAGCACCGGGGCCGAUCCGGGUCCGGCAGCGGCUCGGAGGACGACAGGCGGCAAAGAGAGCAGCGUCGGAGCAGCAGAUCCCAGGCUCGAUCAUCAAGCCCCGAUUCAGAUAAUUCCAAGAUGAGGAGGAGGAGGAGGAAGGAGAUGGAGAGCCGUAGAUCCUGUGAGAGAAGGAAGGGAAGGUCUCAGUCCGGCUCGGACUCGGGCGGCGGAAGCAGCGACAGAGAGAGGAGGAGAGGGAGACGAAGUCUUGAUCGGGGGAGUCCACCCAGAGGCAGAGAGACAAGGGAGCGGGACAAGGAGCGAGUGAAGAGCAACAGCAGGGACCGGGAACGGAGAAGAGACAGAGGCAGGGAGAGGGAGAGGAAGAGUAAAGACAGGGAGCGAGGGAGGAGCAAGGGGAGCAAAGAGAGGGCUGAUAGGAGCAGAGGGAGGCGGGGCCCCAGCCCGUCUGACUCCUCGGAGAGCUCGGAUUCGGACAACGAGAACCUUGCAGUCAAAGAGAAGGAGGAUAUGAAGAAACAGAGGGAGCUGAUGAAAGCCCUGGAGACGCCAGAGGAGAAGAGAGCCAGAAGGCUGGCGAAGAAGGAGGCAAAGGAGAAGAAGAGGAGAGAGAAGAUGGGCUGGAGCGAAGAAUACAUGGGGUACACCAACGCAGACAACCCGUUUGGCGACAACAACCUGUUGGGCACGUUCAAAUGGCAGAAAGCGCUGGACAAGAAGGGCAUCGGCCAUCUCAGCGAGAAAGAGCUGAAGGAAAGAAACAAAUGCAUUCAGGAGGAGAACCGCAGAGAGCUGCAGAAGGUGAAGCAGCUGCGGCUGGAGCGCGAGCGCGAGAAAGCCAUGAGGGAGACGGAGCUGGAGAUGCUGCAGAGAGAGAAGGAGGCGGAGCACUUCAAGACCUGGGCCGAGCAGGAGGACAACUUCCAUCUGCAGCAGGCCAAACUGAGGUCCAAGAUUAGAAUUCGCGACGGCCGUGCGAAGCCCAUCGACCUGCUGGCGAAGUACAUCAGCGCGGAGGACGACGAUCUGGCCGUGGAGAUGCAUGAGCCGUACACGUUCCUGAAUGGACUGACCGUCACCGACAUGGACGACCUGCUGGAGGACAUAAAGGUGUACAUGGAGCUGGAGCAGGGCAAGAACGUGGACUUCUGGAGAGACAUGACCACCAUCACCGAGGAUGAGAUCAGCAAGCUGAGGAAACUGGAAGCGUCUGGCAAAGGACCCGGGGAUCGACGCGAUGGCAUCAACACGGCGGUCAGCACGGACGUCCAGUCCGUGUUCAAAGGGAAGACCUACAGCCAGCUGCAGGCGCUCCACCUGAACAUCGAGGGGAAGAUCCGGGCCGGCGGCUCCAACCUGGACAUCGGCUACUGGGAGAGUCUGCUGCAGCAGGUUCGGGUCUACUUGGCCAAAGCCAGGUUGAGAGAGCGCCAUCAGGACGUGCUGCGCCAGAAGCUGUUCAAGCUGAAACAGGAGCAGGGAGUGGAGAGCGAGCCUCUGUUCCCCAUCAUCAAAGAGGAACCGAGGAGCGAGGAAGACGACGAUGAUGAUGAAAGAGCACAGAGGCAAGGACGGGAGAGGACCGCAGAGGAGAGCGGCCCGUCCACGUCGUCCUCCCGGAAGAACAAGAGCAGAGAAACGGAGGAGGAUGACGAGGCAGCGGGCCCGUCCACCUCCGCGGCCGGGAGCCAAGAUGAGGCGAGAGGGGAGAAGGACGAAGGCAAGGACGAGGCGGUGGAGGCCGUGCUGACGGAGGAGGACCUGAUCCAGCAGAGCCAGGCGGAGUACGACUCCGGCCGCUACAGUCCCACGCUGCUCACGCAGUCUGAGCUGCCGCUGGACACUCACACCAUCACCCCGGAGGAAGAUGCGCACAGGCUCCAGCUGGCCCGCCGGCAGCUUCAGGUCACAGGUGACGCCAGCGAAAGCGCCGAGGACGCCUUCGUACGGCGAGCCAAAGAAGGCAUGGGCAACGACGAGGCCCAGUUCAGCGUGGAGAUCCCCGUCUCCGGGAAAAUGUACCUGUGGGCCGACAAGUACCGUCCCCGGAAGCCCCGCUUUUUCAACAGGGUCCACACGGGCUUCGAGUGGAACAAGUACAACCAGACGCACUACGACUUCGACAACCCGCCGCCCAAGAUCGUCCAGGGGUACAAGUUCAACAUCUUCUACCCCGACCUGAUCGACAAGCGCUCCACGCCCCAGUACUUCCUGGAGCCCUGUCCCGACAACAAGGACUUUGGGAUUUUGAGGUUCCACGCCGGCCCGCCGUACGAAGACAUCGCCUUUAAGAUCGUGAACAGGGAGUGGGAGUACUCGCACCGACACGGGUUCCGCUGUCAGUUCGCCAACGGCAUCUUCCAGCUCUGGUUCCACUUCAAGAGGUACCGCUACAGGAGAUGAAGGCCAACUCACCGGCAUGGACAAAAAACCUCAGGGACCAGAUUAUGUUCACGGAAACUGGAUGAUUCGGUUCUUUUUACAGUUCAAAGCUGCUCUUACAUAAAAGUAGAGCUUCAGCUACAAACUCGGUCAUGUUGUCUGACAAGUAAAAUGUAAAUGUAGUUUAGUAAAUACACAUUAAAGAUGUUUUUCACCUCUU
This is a messenger RNA of Fundulus heteroclitus (mummichog), 2879 nucleotides long. It is a transcript of the gene cactin, whose product is annotated as cactin. The transcript has 10 exons. Lineage: Eukaryota; Metazoa; Chordata; Actinopteri; Cyprinodontiformes; Fundulidae. Gene Ontology annotation, cellular component: spliceosomal complex; cytoplasm. The coding region runs from base 44 to 2680 and encodes 878 amino acids. Gene Ontology annotation, molecular function: protein binding. Gene Ontology annotation, biological process: mRNA cis splicing, via spliceosome; negative regulation of innate immune response. The record is from RefSeq and is a predicted model, not a curated record.